Molecule: messenger RNA, 844 nt
Organism: Cotesia glomerata
Lineage: Eukaryota; Metazoa; Arthropoda; Insecta; Hymenoptera; Braconidae
Gene: Sod2
Product: superoxide dismutase [Mn] 1, mitochondrial
Exons: 3
Coding region: 120-776 (218 amino acids)
Biological process (GO): superoxide metabolic process
Cellular component (GO): mitochondrion
Molecular function (GO): superoxide dismutase activity; metal ion binding
Source: RefSeq, a predicted model, not a curated record
UUUUUUAUAAACAAAAAUUAUUAUAUUUUGGUGGAAGUCGAGAGAGAUAAUCACCGGUUGGAGAAAAGUAAAAAUAAUUAAUUUUUUAUUUUUGAGGAGCAAUUUUGAAUUUAAUAAAAAUGUUCGCAAUUAAACGGAUUGCCGCAGCGAUUCCGCGUACAGGAAUAAUUUUACGAAAGAAGCAUACAUUACCCGACCUACCAUACGAUUACAAAGCACUGGAGCCAAUAAUCUGCGCAGAAAUAAUGCAGCUCCAUCAUUCCAAGCACCACGCCACAUAUGUUAACAAUCUGAACGUCGCUGAAGAAAAAUUAAAGGAAGCGGUUGCCAAGGGCGACGUUAACACCCAAAUAGCAUUGGCUCCUGCCAUUAAAUUCAACGGCGGCGGGCACUUGAAUCAUUCUAUCUUCUGGAACAAUUUAUCACCGAGUUCCAGCAAGCCCGAUGCUGCAUUGAUGAAGAAAAUCGAAGCGGACUUCUCAAGCUUAGACGAAAUGAAGAAACGUUUGUCUGAAUCAACAGUCGCUAUCCAGGGCUCAGGAUGGGGAUGGCUAGGGUACAACCAAAAAGAAAAAAGGCUCCAGAUAGCGACUUGUGCUAAUCAAGAUCCACUGCAAGCCACCACUGGCUUGGUUCCGCUUCUGGGUAUCGACGUUUGGGAACACGCUUAUUAUUUGCAGUACAAAAACGUCAGGCCGGAUUACGUUAAAGCUAUAUUUGAUAUCGUUAAUUGGAAUGAUGUCAGUGCUAGAUUUAAACAAGCUGGCGGUUCAUAAGUAAUUUUAUUAUUAAUUAUUUUUAUUAUUAUUAUUAAUAUUAUUAUUAUUAUAUACUAUGAUAAACU